UCUGGUUGCUGCGAAUUUAGGCGCUCCAAAAACAAUGAGCCGCUUUGCUUUUUAUUUCCUUUUUCUCUUCUUGUCGGUAAAAAGCCCGAGUGUGAUUUUAUUCAUCUGCUUUGCCAUUUAUGUUUACGUUCAUUACAGGACGCGAUAGAGAUAGAAAAAAGCAGCGUGGCUGAAUGAGAUCAGAACUAUGGGGAUGAUGUAGGCGGUUUCUCUCAUCAGCCGCUCAUCUGUUUACAUACACGUCAAAGGCCUGUCGUCCUUGUCUCUACGGCUUUUAAAUGGCGUAAAAUCAAAGUGAUGGACUGUGCUGUUCCCAUCCCGGAGGACGACACCAGAAAACCAGGUCAGACGGGGGUGGUACCUUACCGGGCAGCGAUAAGAGCCAUUGGAUGGUUGAUAAGAGAUCCUAAUAAAGCAGAGAAACUCUGCUGUUCGCUACAGUCCAUCCUAACCUCACACAGACAGUUCUUCUUUGAUUUACCCUUCUUUGCAUCCAAAUGGGUCUCAUCCUUUCUACCUGGCCGAGGGGCCGAGUAGAUGACGAUGUCCCCCCAUCUACAACAGUUUUCCCUCUGCUGGCUGUACCGACCUCAUCCAGACUCACACUCACUCUGAGCUCCUCUGCAGUGUCUGCAGGAGACAGACGCUCACAGUGGAGCUCGCAGCACUGCUCACCGCACUUCCACCUUUCUCCCUGCAGGCAGAAAGCAACUCGCUCACCUGUUGAGCUCAGCAGUGAUGCAGUCAGAGCUGAGAUUGGAGUGAAAGGUGGGCUCCAUGUUUGGGAGGUAUCUUGGAACCCUGAUCACAGAGGAAGUCAUGCGGUCAUAGGAAUUUCGAAGCAGGACUCUCCUCUGCAUGGCUCAGGUUAUAAAGUACUGAUAGGUGGAGAUUCCCUGUCAUGGGGAUGGGAACUAAAAACCAAUCAGCUGUGGCAUGGUGGAAAACCUUUGGAUUGUUAUCCAUGUGAAAAAAAGAUGUUACACUCUCAGGCUACAGAAGACUUUGGACGCAAAUCCUCAAACUCACGGCACAGGAAAGAGCCAGAAACACCUUUAGUUAUUCCUGAGCGUGUCCAACUGGUCCUGGAUGCUGAUGCCGGGACUCUGGGAUUUGCUGUCAAUGGAAGUUUCCUUGGUGUUGCAUUUAGGGACCUUCCUGCAGGAGUGGAACUGUUCCCGGCAGUAAGCAGCGUUAGGGGUGGAGCAAGGAUUGAAUUACGCUAUCUGAAUGGGACCACACGUAACCCUCCUGCCCUGAUGGCUCUUUGUGGACUAUCAAUUAUUCAGAAUUUAGGGGAACAAAGGUUGAACCAAGUGGACAAACUGCCUCUUCCACCUUUACUCCACCGUUACCUGCUUUUUUGUUUCUAAUUCCAUUGCACAUUCACAUGCAAUUAAUAAUUAAAUAAUUAUUAAAUACAUUUUGGGUAAAGGCCCCAUACGAGCCCUAUAGGGACUCACUCCCUCAGCUGCAAAUAAUAAUGUAAUAAAUUUAAAUGCAAGUUUUG
Molecule: messenger RNA, 1510 nt
Organism: Cyprinodon variegatus (sheepshead minnow)
Lineage: Eukaryota; Metazoa; Chordata; Actinopteri; Cyprinodontiformes; Cyprinodontidae
Product: SPRY domain-containing SOCS box protein 1-like
Exons: 3
Coding region: 498-1373 (291 amino acids)
Biological process (GO): proteasome-mediated ubiquitin-dependent protein catabolic process
Cellular component (GO): SCF ubiquitin ligase complex
Molecular function (GO): protein binding
Source: RefSeq, a predicted model, not a curated record